Molecule: messenger RNA, 1771 nt
Organism: Notothenia coriiceps (black rockcod)
Lineage: Eukaryota; Metazoa; Chordata; Actinopteri; Perciformes; Nototheniidae
Product: serine/threonine-protein kinase WNK3-like
Exons: 3
Coding region: 935-1771 (278 amino acids)
Source: RefSeq, a predicted model, not a curated record
CAGGCAGCAGCAGCAGCAGCAGCGCGCUCACUACACACGCGAACCUGCUGAAGGCCGCUGGAGUCGCGCGUUGUAAAUUAUGUACAUAAGUUACUGAUAUUAUUCGGGUGCACAUGAAUGGCCAGGCGCACAACUCGGAGCCGUUUAACCGAAUAACGAGUGGUAAAGAUCCAUAAAGCAACACCGGCCAACAUCGUCUGAAUCGGUACACCAAGUGCUCACCGCCUGCUCCCAGACCGAGGCUCGACGACUCCGCCGGGGACUGAUCAAGCCGACCGCACCGCAACAACGCGUAUAAAAUGUGAACAGAAUAAGAGACGGACUUCUUUUUCUAAAGCUUUUUUUUGUAAAUUUAUUUUUUCAGUGGUUGUAAAUCAUAUUUUGUAGGCAGAAAGCCCAGUGUAAAGUCGUGUAAUUAGUAAAAAGCUACAGGAAUAAUAAGAAAUCCUAGCUACCGGUGCUCAGUAGCUCGUUUUUUAAAUAAAUAUAUCCCUGGACCGACGAGCUACCAUGGUACAUUCGGGGUUUACUUGAAGGUAUUCACUCAAAAACAGCAUCGUUUCCAAAAAGCUUGAGGAAAAAGUCCCAGUUUAGUGUCUGUUUCUAACAGUGGAUAUAAAGAAAAUGUAGGACAUGGUGAGGAGGAAAGAGAAGACGGAAACUGUGCUCUAACAGCUGUGGGCUCACGUUCAUGUUUCAUCUGUAAAUCAACGUAUUAAAGGAGACAAGCAGGCAGACAGACAGGAGGAGAAGUGGGAGGGGGUCACCAGUUCGACCACGGACAGCCUCCAAUCACCUGCAGCACUGGAAGAACUGCCUGACAGUCGAGAAGGGUAAGUGGGUGACCCCAGAAAGAGAGAGAGACGGGGACUGACGGUGGAGCGAAGGUUUGGAGGAGGCGGAGGUGGAGGAGGAGUGGGAAAGGCCAUUCUCCAUGGCUACUGACCCAGGAGAGCCCACAGGCACCGAGGACUCCUCGGGGAAACCUGAUGGGCAGAAGGAGGAGGACACAGAGCAGGAGGGCAAGGCCAACCAACAGAGGGAGAGGACACACAGCACCCCCGCCGACUUCCCCUCCUCCAGCACUCAGGAGAGGAAAGCAACAGGAGGAGAGGGCGGAGGAAACCGAGGAGGAGGGGGAGGGGAAGCCAGCCAGGAGGGCGAGGAGAACCCAGUCAGACAGAUUUUGUUCUCCAUGCCAUCCUUAUCAGCCGACACUGGCCAGAAACGUUUGAGGCGGGAGAAGCGCUUCUUCAGAAAGAGUGUGGAGAUUUGUGAGGAGGACGAUGAGGUGGAGAGACCCCCAGAGGCGCCCCACAGCGCCCCCCACCUGGAGCUGCGCACCUCAGACUCCAUCUUCACCAGCAGUGCCCAGCAGCAAGGGGCUGCCUCCUCCUGUGCUGCCAUCGGCAACGACCCGUCCUGCCCCAGCUCCAGCCAGGGGCCGGGCAAGGAUGAAUCCUCCUCCACACUCGCCCAGAGGGGGAAGGAGAGGGACCGUGAGCUGGAGGAAGAGGCAGAGAUGAAGGCUGUGGCCACCUCUCCUGGAGGCAGGUUCCUCAAGUUUGACAUUGAACUGGGCAGAGGAGCCUUCAAAACAGUGUAUAAAGGCCUGGACACGGAGACCUGGGUGGAGGUGGCUUGGUGUGAACUCCAGGUAAGAUCCAGGGUCUCCUUGCCCCGGGGCCAGGCUGUGACCAGGAGGAGUGUGCUUGUGUCCCAGCAUGGGGGCCGACGCGGCGCCAGACACAUUAGCAAUGUAGGAAAUUAG